UCGUCCCCCCGCGUCCCCAUUGAGGUCAUCGAGCACAUCAUCGAUGAACUCGGUGCGGCCGAAGACACCGCGGCCCUCAUUCGUUGCAUCCAAGUAAACAAGGACUGGGUCCUCCGGACUCGCAUCCAUCUCUGGCGCACGCUCACGGUUUCUAGCCGUGAGCGACUCCCCAUCCUCUGCGCCAUCUUAGACGGGAACCCCACUCUGCAAUCCUUGGUCGAAGUUGUCCGGCUGAAGCCCAAUCGUUCGGUGGAGGAUGUGCGAGGUCACCCGCGUCCGUUCCCUGUCACUGCCCCGAUCGUCCUCCUCCCAUACCUCAUUCACAUCCAGGCUUGG
This is a messenger RNA of Epithele typhae, 336 nucleotides long. RefSeq lists its product as uncharacterized. The transcript has a single exon. The record is from RefSeq and is a predicted model, not a curated record. The annotation marks the transcript as partial. Lineage: Eukaryota; Fungi; Basidiomycota; Agaricomycetes; Polyporales; Epitheliaceae.